This is a messenger RNA of Ichthyophthirius multifiliis, 2268 nucleotides long. RefSeq lists its product as hypothetical. Gene Ontology annotation, molecular function: calcium ion binding. The transcript has 8 exons. NCBI's taxonomy places the organism in Eukaryota, Ciliophora, Oligohymenophorea, Hymenostomatida. The record is from RefSeq and is a predicted model, not a curated record.
AUGGCCUAAUAUCGUUCUGCAUUAAGAGAAAAAGGUACAAAAUGUCUAUUAGGUAUUGCGCGUGAAUUUAAAAAUUUUGAUGAAAAUUUUUCAAAAACAAUAGAUUUUAAUGAAUUUAUAUAAUCAUUAUAAAAAAAUUAAAUAAAUCUAAAUGAAGAUGAAAGCGAAGAAAUAUUUUAUUAUUUUGAUCGUAGAAAUUAAAAUGUAAUAAAUUACGAGGAUUUUUUACUUUCUAUAAGGGGUCCUACCUCAUAAUUUCGUAGAAAUUUAAUAAAGAAUUUGUUUAAAAAUAUUGAUAAGCGAAACUCCGGUAUAUUAAAAGCUAAUGAAAUAAUUUCUUUUUUUAAUCCAAAAAUGCAUCCAGAUGUUUGCACAGGAAUUAAAACAGAAGAAGAUAUUUACAAAGAAUUCUCAAAAACAUUACAAGACUAUAUUUUUUAUAAAGGAAUCAAAAAUAGCAGCUUAACUGAGACAGAAUUUGAAGAUUUCUUUACUUUUUAGAGUGCUUGCAUACCUGAAGAUGAGUAUUUUAAAUCAAUUUUAUCUAAUAUUUGGAAUAAUCAUUCAAAAUUUGAUAACGAAUUAAAGUUAAUAUAGAAAAAAUAAAAUAAUAAUCUAAAUAAUCAUUCAUAUAUUGUUAAUAAUCAGAGCAAUUAAUAAGAACUUUAUUAGUAAAUAAGUAAUAAAAGUAUACAUGAAUAUAAUUAAAAAAGACCUAUCACAUCUCAAAUAUAGCAAAUAUACCCUUAAGAACUUCUAGAAAAAACAAGAAAGAAAAUAUCUAGUAGAGGAAUUAGAGGUUUUAUAGGAAUAUAGAGAUAAUUUAGGAUUAUGGAUGAUAAUUAUGACAAAGCAAUCAAUUAAGCCGAAUUUCGAAAAGCAAUGAGUGAUUAUAAAAUGAAUUUAAACGACUAAGAAUGUCAGUUAUUAUUCUAAUUAUUUGAUACUUAAUAACAUGGAAUAAUUUAUAUAGAUGAUUUGAUUCAUCAUCUUUAAGGUAAUAUAAGUCCUUUUAGGAAAAAAUUAAUUGAACAAGCGUAUUUAUAGCUUGAUAAAUAUGGAAACUAAUAAGUAAGUUUAAAUGAUAUAAAAAAUUCUUUCUAUUCAAAAUGUCAUCCUGAUGUAAAAACUGCAAAAAGAACAGAAGAUGAAAUUUUAGGAGAGUUUUUAGAAACUUUCGAAUUGCAUCAUAAUUUAAGAGUUGGUAUGAAAGAAUAAUUAGUUUCAAAAUAAGAAUUUCAUGAAUAUUAUUAUAAUGUAUCAUCAACAAUAGAAAAUGAUUAACAUUUCGAAAAUAUCAUUGUUAAUACAUAUAAAGUAAUUUUUAUAUUUUUUAAUAUAAUUGUCUAUAUUUUAUUUUAAUUAAAUAUAUAUAAGCUUUAUUAAAAUAAUUAAUAAUAAUAUUAAUAAUAUGCUCCAACAAGUUAUAAACCAUAAUAUCAAAACUAAGAGCAUAGAUCUAGAACAACUUAAAAUGCUCCUUUUGGAACUUCUAAUACUCCUAUGGAUUAUUCUACAACAUUACGUCCCUAAAGUAAAUAAUCAUAACUACAAAAACAUAUAAAUCAAGAACUUCCUGCAGGUUCACCUUCCUGGCCUGGUUAUAAUUGGUAGGUUUAAUAAGCAAAUAGUGUUUAUUAAUAAGAAAAUAAUGGAUGUCGAAUGACUGGAUAGAAAUAAAGUGGUGAAGAGAUAUUCAAUUAAUUAAAAUGUAAAGUAUUAAAUAGAGGUAUUAGAGGAUUUUUAAGUUUAAAUAAAACAUAUAGAAUUAUCGAUGAUGAAGGAAAUAGAAUGAUUAAUAUUUAAGAUUUCAUUAAAGUCUGUAAAGAUUUAAGAACGGGAAUAAAUGAGGGAGAAUUUACGGCUGUUUUUAAGCUUUUUGAUUAAAAUGCAAUAGGAUUUAUUGAUUUUGAUAAAUUUUUAAAAGCCAUAACAGGAAAUAUGAAUACUUUUAGAAAAAAUAUAGUUAUGUCUGCUUUUGCUAAAUUAGAUAAAACUAAAAGUGCUGUUGUAGAUAUUGAUGAUAUAUUAGGAGCAUAUAAUGUAAGUAAACAUCCAGAAGUUUUGAAUGGAAGAAAAAACGAGGAAGAAAUUUUAGGUGAUUUUCUCGAUACUUUUGAAAAACAUCAUAUAUAAUGGUUUGCAAAUAAUUGUAAAAGUACAUAAGUUGAUAUUGACGAGUUUGUUGAAUAUUAUAAUAUUUUAAGUGCUACUAUUGAAGAUGAUAAAUAUUUUGAAGCCAUACUUAGGUCUGUGUGGCGAAUUUGA